UUCACAAUAUUCACAUUUACUUAUUUAACUAAAAUUAAAAGGAUGAAUAGUUAAAAAUGGCCGAGGAAAAACCCUACAAGUGUGUUAAUUGUGGAGAGUCAUCGGCGGCCUUGUACAAAACUUACGGACCAUCUGUUUUGAAGCUGACCAAAUGCGACAAAUGCAAUGGAAUCGUCGAUAAAUACAUUGAAUAUGAUCCAGUUAUUGUUAUGAUUGACCUAGUAUUAGUAUCGAAGGAAGCUCAGAGACAUGUGCUGUAUAAUACAGAAUUUAAGGCAUAUUGGAAGCUCUUCAUAAUCCUGAUAAUGAUAGAAACAUAUGGACUGUGGCGGAGCGACAGUUUAUUCAACAUUUUGGUCCACACUGCAUGCGGCAUUGAGACCAACAAUACCACCUUGAAUUUGACACAAUUACCUUCCCCCCUGCGAUGGGAAGCUCCUGUAUGGUGGCAGCGACAAUGCAGCGGCUGGCAGCCGGAAGAGAGAGAUGAGCGUGAUCUGUUCAUUUGGGAGAAACACUUCUACGUACAGUUCAUUUCUACAUUCGCUGGGGUCGCAGCGUUCAUUUUGACGGUGCACUUCGCCAUGAAAAUGCUCCAGCCAUUUAUUUCACAGAACGAAACCCGCUUCUCAUCGUUACUAAAAGCGUUCUCACUAGCCAACGUGAGCAUUCUGUUAACCCUGCCAAUGCUGGUGUGGGGCUCUGAUCCUGAAGCCGAGACGAGAGCCUUUCACUACGGGCUAGUCUUUGUCUACAGCUUCGCGGUGCAUCUUAACACUUUUAUUGUUUUGUACGAGUGUCCAAUGGCGAUCACAGCGCUGGUGCUGACAGCCAGCAACAGUAUGAAGUUCCUCGCCACCUACCACACCACGCCGCUCAUCAGGGAGCUGCUGCAUUAGAUUAGAUAUAAACACUUUCACAGGCAAGAACCCUCCAGGUGGGCACUCGGGAACUUUGCUCAGAUACCGGAGCACCCGCCCAGCGGGUUCUCGCCAUACAAGCGGCCGGUUGCUAAUUACGACCAGUGUCUGACUUAGUGCAAUAAUUUUGUCUGUUAGUGAACGUGUUAAGAGUUUGACGACUGAACUAGUCAGGUAGAAGUAUUUUUAACUAUAAAACUCCCGUGAGCCUUCUAUUACAAAUAUUUUAGGCCUGUCGUUACUCUUUAAAAAGUGGCGCCAUCUAUGUGUGGUGUAGUCUAUGCGCGUUCUUAGGCGGUCACAUUUUAAUGUAUGAGCGCUGGUCUUCCGGUGUGACCAACCAAAAAGUGAGUGUUGCUGGCAAUGAAUGUUUUAAAAUAUUUUUGAUAUAUUGAAGUAAGUAAUCCUCCUAUAAAAUUUAGACUGAAUUUAAUUUUAAAAGGAAUGUAGAUACUUAUGCAGAUAAUAAAACCGUUAUAACGGUCCAAACUCCAAAGAAAACAAUCUGUACAAUAACUAACUAAUUAAGAGAUUUAAUAUGAGGAGUAUGUGAAUAAAUAAACAUUUACAGUAUCACAGAGUAUUUAUUUAAAAAUAUAUAAUUUGUAACAUUACAUAGACGCCUUACUUGGAAAAAUGUUCAAAGCAAGAUAGACACAGACCUAAUAAAUUCACACAAAUGAGAAAAUCAGCUGAUUGAAAAUUUAGUUUGCUUCAGACGGUACUUUGAUAGCUCAGUUAUUGUGAAAUUAUUCUUUAUUCCGUUUGAAGUGAUUAAAUUUUCAAUUCUUCCCCUAAAUUUAGAAAUAAUUAUACUUUUAUAAUUUAGACAUGCACUUAAUUUAAAUAUUUCACUGUAUACUUAUUACAACUAUAAUAAAUAACAUUUGUGUAGUUAUCAAAGGAAAACCACAUACCUAACGUCAGCCGGGGUGAGUAGAAUCAAAGCCAGUAUGAGAUUUAAAAGCCUGGCCAAAAAUAUAUGACAACGCACCAUGCUGCAGAAUUUCAUUACAACUAUUAGGGCCACUUGCACCAACUAAUUUAUUUUUCCCCUCACUAGCUCAGAAACACGUGUUUUGUCCUUUAAUACCAGCGCGUAAAAACGCAUUUUAUCCACUAGUGGGU
Molecule: messenger RNA, 2048 nt
Organism: Leguminivora glycinivorella
Lineage: Eukaryota; Metazoa; Arthropoda; Insecta; Lepidoptera; Tortricidae
Gene: Arv1
Product: protein ARV1
Exons: 7
Coding region: 57-899 (280 amino acids)
Biological process (GO): intracellular sterol transport; sphingolipid metabolic process; regulation of plasma membrane sterol distribution
Cellular component (GO): Golgi apparatus; cortical endoplasmic reticulum
Source: RefSeq, a predicted model, not a curated record